Messenger RNA from Diorhabda sublineata, 4712 nucleotides. RefSeq lists its product as uncharacterized. The record is from RefSeq and is a predicted model, not a curated record. The transcript has 14 exons. Bases 27 to 2348 code for a protein of 773 amino acids. Lineage: Eukaryota; Metazoa; Arthropoda; Insecta; Coleoptera; Chrysomelidae.
UUUGCGAUUCAUCGGUAUUGCACAGAAUGAAAAUUUUUUACACAUUCGCAGUGGCAUACGCAGUAUGUUUAUUAGCCGUAGAAAUUUCAGGGGAACAAAACACAAAAACCAAACGCGGUAAAAAAACCAAUCUACGACCGUCCCGUCAGCUUAAUAACAACAAUGCAGACCAGAUGGUUCAAAAUAUCCUAAAAUGGCUACAAGACGUUUACGGACAACAAAGUAGAUCUAUUCGUCAAGAUGCUCUUAGGGAAUAUUUACCACCAACAAUGUCUCAGAAACCAAGACCUUUCGAGCCCAGACCUGUAGAUAAUGGAGGUGGGGUCGAUAAUAACGGAAAUUUCGUAGAUUCUGGUUAUCCUCCUGCUGGUAGUGUGACACCGCAACCACCUUUUACUAUCUACACUAAUCCGGCUACUGGAGGAAUUACGGGGAUCGGAUCUCCUGGAAUACCCGAUGAAUAUUCUACCGGAAGUACUGAAACAAUAUCUUCUGCAACUACAAAUUUUCCUCUUAAAACAGAUGUUACAGAAGUUUCUAGUGUUUCAACAAAACUUUCGGAUGUAACGGAAAAUAAUCAAGAUUCUGAACCUUCUCUAGAAAUAGACAUUACUUCGGGAACUACUUACCUUCCACCUGUUUCUGAAAGUAUUCCAACAAAGCUUCCGGAUGUAACAGGAAGUGAUACAGGCACAACACCGGGUCCAGAAAGUCCAACUCAAGGUCCACAAGUGACAGAACAAGUAACUGGUUAUCCGACGAGACCUCCAUACCAACCGGGUAUUUCAACCCAACCCCCGGAAUUAAUUGUACCUGGUGGCGGCGACCAAACGUCAGGAACUUCAGAGCAAACUCCAGGUACUUCGGAGCAAGGGAUUCCCGAAGUAACUCCUGGAUACACAACAGGUAUCCCCGUACAAGAAACGCAAGGUUAUCCUUCGGGUAAACCACAGUCUGAACCAACCGGAUACCCUUCGAUUGGAACGUCGGCUCCUUCGGGUUUUACUGCUUCGACAGAAAUUCCCAGUUUCCCCACAAUUAAACCGACGACGGGAGAACCAGCAGAAACUGAAUCUCCAUCUAAACCAAUCGAAGAAACUGAAGGUCCGCUACCGAGUUCCGAGUCGGCGACUGCUCAACCAUCGAGCGCUAUUCCUGAGGUUACCGGUACUGUUACUGAAGGAAUUACCGGCCAGACCGAAGGGGAAUUGCCCGGCGCAUCUAGCGAAACACCAACAGAAGAUAAUCCUGCUACGGGCGAAGAAAAUGCCGUUAAAGGCGUUCCCGAUGACGAUGACUCGAAACAUCCUCCUCAUAUCCACGCUUUGGACGUUCAAUGCGCCAAAGAAAUGAUGACCAUCGACAUAGAAUUCAAUAGGGAGUUUGACGGUGUCAUAUACUCGAAGGGGUACUACAACAUGCCGGAAUGUCGGUACGUCAACGAAAAUUCCGGACAAACGAAGUAUACGUUCACCGUCAAUCUGAAUAUGUGCGGCACCGAAUUCGUGAACGCUUUCGACACGGAGGGCAGAAGUUAUUUGGAGAACGUUCUAGUUCUCCAAAACGAAGCUGGUAUACAAGAGGUUUGGGAUACGGUUAGAUCCGUCCGAUGCCUUUGGGAAGGUAGCCUCAAAGAGCAGCUCAGCGUUACGUUAAUGGUCGGAAUGUUAUCGCAAGAAAUCGUUACGUUCAGCGGCGAUACAGCCGUGGCGAAAUUGGACGUCGUAUUAGGGAGAGGUCCAUUUGGUCAGCCGGCAAGCGGCUUAGUCAAAAUAGGAGAACAAAUGACAUUAGUGGUAUCGGUAUCGGGAGAUCCAGGUUUCGACGUCCAAGUGAAAGAUUGUAGAGCUGCAGAUUCUUCUGGCAGUAAUAUCGUACCGUUGACAGACGACAACGGAUGUAUAUUGAAACCAAAACUGUUCGGAUCUUUCCAAAAAACAAGAAACACUGGUGAAACCGGAGCUUCGAUAAUCGCUUAUGCUUACUUCAACGCUUUCAAAUUCCCGGACGUGAUGGAUAUAAUGAUAGAAUGUAAUAUAGAGCUCUGUAAAACCGAUUGCGAAAUGUGUCCGGAGCCUAAUCAGCAGAUAGAACCAGCGAAACGAAGGAAACGUGAUAUUAGCAACGAGACUUUACACGAUUCGAUUUUAAUGGCGAAACACCUUCGGGUUGUUUUACCGGAAGAUCUGACGUCCGCGGUGGAUUUAGUCCAACGCGACGGUGUUUGCGUGUCCACGCAAAGUUUCGUUUAUUCAACUUCGAUUUUAAUAUCUUUACUCACUGCUAGUUGUUUAUUGAGUGCUUAUCUAUGGUUUACUAAGCAAAAACAAAAAUCAGUGCAGUUUUAAAAUAAUUUUUCCAACGCUAAAGUGUAUUUUGAAAGGUCUGAUAAAAUUUUAUCAGCCCAUUGUGCCACAAUCCUUGAGAUUUUGAUUUAUUGCAAAACGAUCUUUCAAAAUAUCACUUCAAGAAUAUGUUUAAAUUGAUCUAUAAACGUGGCAACGUUGCUAGUAACUGUCAACCUAUAAAAUAUAACCUCAAAUUUAAAAUUGAGGUUAUUUCUAAUCAAAAUCAAUUAACAGUGAGUAAUGUUGAAAAAUUUUUAUUUCUAGGUUAUGUUUCUGACGUCAUUGCGUAUCCUAAUUACUUUAUUUACGUUUUAUUUCUUGAAAAAGCUUUCAUUUUAAUUUUUUGUGGUAAAUAUUGAUUAUAUACUAUCAUUUUCAUUUCAAUGAACUAUUACUGUUUUAAUUCGUUUUUAAUAAGAAAUUUAUCGAACAAUGUAGUAAAUAGUGAAAAAAAUAGAAAAGUAUAUCAAUAAAAAUCGUUAAAAUUAAAAAGCGCGAAGGAAACAAAAAAAUUGGGACUCGAAGAGACGUCACAAACUUAACCUUAAAGUUCGAAACUCUUCUAUAUUAUAUUGACGACUAAUCGAUUAUGACAUUUGUUAAAUCGAUUUAUAGGCAGUGUAAAAUUGCGAUUUAGUAGUAAAUCGAUUUAAAACUAAUGUUAGCAAGGCGAGUGCGCUCAUAAAAUCGAUUUUUGGUAACAUUAGCGCGUAUGGUCAGCUAUUUUUAUUCAGUCAAUGGAAAUCAUUGAAAUAGCAAAGUAAACAAACCAACUGGAACUUGAAGAGACGUCAAAAACAUAACCUUAAAGUGCGAAACUAUUCUACCUAUAUUGAGGGCUACUCGAUUUAGUUUGAAUCGAUUCAUCCUCAUUCUACAAUCACGAUUUGGUGUUAAAUCGAUUUAAAAGUAGUGCGCUGAUAAAAUCGAUUAUUGGUGGCAGUGGUACGUAUGGUCAGCUAUAUUAUUCGUUUGAUGGUUAUAAAUGAUGUUCUUUACUUUGUAAUUUUCCUCAUUUCCGGUGAUUUUUUUCUCAUAUGUCCUACUUUCCACACUUCCUGGGUCCAUAUUGGUCUUUACUAUGUAAUUUUCCUCAUUUGCAGUGAUUUUUUUCUUAUAUAUCCUCCUUUCCACCCUUUCCCGGUCCAACAUGGUCUUUACUAUGUAAUUUUCCUCAUUUGUAGUGAUUUUAUACUCAUAUGUCCCACUCUCAUGACUCUCACAAUAUUUUUGAUUUCUGUUUCAUCUUUUAAUUCUCUAAUUACUUCUGUAUAGUAUUGUUUCCUCUCUGGUAGUAUCUGAUCCAGAAUAAGUAGAAAAAGACGAAUAAAAUUUUUCGAUAUCAUCCUUCGUGUUCGAGACAUCAAUGUCGAAAAAACCUUCGCCUUUGAAACCAUCUUUAAUUUAUUGUUAAAUAUUUUUAUAGACGGUACUAAGGUUGAACUAUUUCUCUAUUCAUCGUGUUUUAUGUAAUAUUUAUCAGGAAGCGAUGAAAGUCAUAUAUAACUGCCCAUUUUGCUUCAAUAAUCCUUUCUUCUUAAUAUCUUAUUGAAAUAUCAGGUUAGAUUAUGUAAAAAUUGAAUAAAAACCUUUCAAAUCGAUAAAAUCUUUAUUCUAAACCAGUGUUUCCCAACCUUUUUUGUGCCACGCCCUUUCUAAAAUUAUAUUAUAAAAAUAUAUAAUAUAAAAUUAUACCUAAUAAUUAAAUGGUCCGGAGCGAAAGCGAAGAAAUACUGUUCGAGAGAAGUAUUCAACAUAAUCUGUUCUAUAAAGCGAAUCUUGAACUAAUGUUUAGUUGUGACCUUUAUUUUCCUUAGGUUAGUUUGACUUCAGAUUGCGACAUCAUAGAAAUCGUAUUCUCUUUCUGGUCCAUUAGAAUUUUUCACUCUUUGAGAUAAUUUUCCUUUUUUGGUUAUUGGGCUUGUUUCUUCCCUUUUUAUUUACCCUCUCAUAUUCUGUCUCCAAUUUGCAUUUCACUACCUUUUCCAGUUAAUCAGACAGGGUGAUAAUUAUAGAGGUAUAGUUUAUAUCACAAUAGGUAAAAUUGGAAUUCACACAAUUUUUUCUUAAUUAUGUCUUCCAUAUUUCAUAAUAAUAACUGCAGUUAAAAACCCUUACGAAGUACUGUAGGUUUUAUCAAAUUAAUCAUAAUUGAACUUCAUUUUUUGUUAUUUAUAAUAGGAUACUGGCAUAUUAGCUUCGAUUUGUAGUCUUAUAGUAUUUAAAAUAUUGACAGAUCUUUUCACUGCCAUUUAUAAAUGUAAAAAAUGUAAUAAACUGCCUUUUUAAAAAAAAUCAAAUAUAAUUUAAAAAUAAAAUCAGUAAAGAGCUUGCUGUUUUUUAAAACAGCUAACAACUGAUUCU